AUGGUGUGGAAGCCGGCCCAGUCCUCGGGGCCCUCGGGGCUGUCGGCCCAGCCGCGGCAGGGCGUCACCAGGACGAGGCGGCCGACCAGGUCGCGGGUGCAGCCCGGCCCGGCGGCCUCGACGGUGCCGCAGGCGUCGGAGAAGAGGGGGCUCUCGAACGACACGUCCGGGUACAGGUGCUGCCGGAUGAAGACGUCGCGGUGGUUGAGCGCCGCCGCCCGCAUCCGCAGCAGCAGCUGGCCCGGCCCGGGCCGGGGGCUUGGGCACCGCCCUCAGCUGGAGCGGGUAGUAGACCGCGCCAGGCUUGCCACGCUUGUGUUUGAGCGUGAGAAUGUGCGGCAUGGCGGGCUUCUGUCGGUUGACUUGGCAGGUUGGCACGUGGUGGUUGUAGUGGUGGUGGUGGAGUUAUCUCCGUCCGCGGCCUGAUGCCUGUGCUUCUUGCCCUGCAGCUCGAGGAAGCGGAUGCGAGCGGCCUUUCCUAUCAAAGGAAGUCGACCGGCAAGUCUCUGCUGUCACGGCCAAGCUGGAGUCAAAUGAAUGUUUCAAG
Molecule: messenger RNA, 547 nt
Organism: Gaeumannomyces tritici R3-111a-1
Lineage: Eukaryota; Fungi; Ascomycota; Sordariomycetes; Magnaporthales; Magnaporthaceae
Exons: 1
Coding region: 1-426 (141 amino acids)
Source: RefSeq, a predicted model, not a curated record